AUGACCGCGUCUCCUGCUUUGCAAGAAGCAUUGGCCUUUAAAUAUGCCGUGGAAAUGGUCAACUCUGAUGAUUCUGUUCUUCCAAAUGUGACGGUGGUUUACCAGAUUAGAGAUGCUCUUACUCUCGGCUUUUUUUUAAACCAAUAUGAUGUGGGCAUCGUAACCUACUCUGCAACUUUUGAAUUGCCCGAAUAUUCGGUCAAUUUUUUGAGAACAAUCCCUCCCGCUCGCGAGGAGAUCCGUGCUCUUGUCUCCCUUCUUGGUGUCUUUAAUUGGACUCUUGUUACUCCGGUUUUCAGCACCGACAUUUAUGGCCUCUCCGGGAGGCAUGCAAUUGAUAACCUUGCCGGUUCACAUGAAAUUCGCUUCCCGUGCAUUACGAUGAUAAAAACAGGGAUGCUGAGUAGAGCCCGAAAUGUGAAUGAGCGCUCAAUAUUGAAUCUCAUUUCUUGUAUUAAAUCCAUCCCAAAUUUAAGCGUCGUGUUACUCUACAUGAAUCCGCUUCUGGCAAUGGCGGUUAUUAAAAUCUUCUACAAAGAAAAAAUCAAGGGCAUCACUUUUAUCUUCUCYGAGGCUUCCUCUGAAAUACUUUAUCAACCCUCUAGAAUUUCGAUAGAUUUUUUUCCUUACAAAUAUAUUUUAGGUACGUUCGAUUUCCAUAUUUCCACUCUAGGUUCGAUAAGCAUCAGUCCAUAUAUUACGCCCUAUGAAGCCCUUAGAUCUUAUAUUGCAAUAGGCAGAGAGAGUGAAAAUUACCGCCAAUAUACAAGAAUGUGGGAAGAUACAUUCAAAUGUUUCUAUUUUAAUCCUGAUGAACCGAUUCCAGAUUUUGCAAAAAAAAUUCCGGUUUGCGAUCUAGAUGUCGCACAUCGGAAAUUUCCUUUCAAUUGCAGGUGUACUGGGGAAGAGAUUCUGAGUCCUACGUCAUACUCCCUCUUUGUGGUCAAUGCAGUCAAGUCGGUCGCAGGAGCCUUAAACAGAUUAAUUGAAAAAUGUCAAAAGCCCUUGACUUCAUGCAGCGAAAUUAGUGGAAAAGAUAUUAUCGAUGAGAUGAAAAGGGAGAUAGUUGAGGGGGUUUAUGGGCCUGUAGGGUUUAAAGAAGCCAACCCAAUAGACUCAAAAUAUUCUUUCCUUCAAGCCAUUAGUAAAAAUGCAACAACAAUCAUCGGCGAUUACCAAAACGGCGCCGUUAAUAUUGAUUUUUCGAAAACUUAUUUUUACCUGGUCAAUAAAAUCCCAAUUUCUCGAGUAGUUCCGCUCGAAAAUUCUUUUGACUCUGCUGGGGGCAUAUUGCUUUGUGCUUGCGCGGUCUUUCUGGUAUUACUUUCAUUCGCCUUGAUUGUGAUUGUGUGGAAAUUUCGAGAAAGAAAGCCCAUCAAAGUGGCGUCGCCCAUUUUCUGCGAAUUUAUUCUGGUUGGCGUUGUUUUGUGCAAUAUCUCGGUAAUUCUCAACAGCGUUCGGCCAUCUUAUCUGGUUUGUAGCUUUAAGCUUUGGUCGCUCGUUAUUGGCUUUAGUCUUGUGAUUGCCAAUAUGCUUGCAAAGACAUAUCGCAUUUUCAAGAUCUUUUCUGUGCAUCGUCCAUCGACCUUGGUCACUAAAAAUAGCCAUCUGUUUAUCUUUACUGGAUCUCUUUUGCUAAUCAAUGUGAUAGUUCUGUGCUUAUUUACAUUUACAAAGCUGGCAUUUGAGCCCAAAGUUGUUUCGUCGCCCCGGUCUCCAUAUUUCUCAUUUGUGAUAUGUUCUCAGGCCAACGUGGAGCUCUCCAACGUGGCAAAUAUCUUUUUGUUGAUUUUCCUGGUGUUUAUUCUUUUUCUUGUUCUUUUGUUGGCUGUUCUUGCCUUCUUAGUAAGAAAGGUCGAUUCCCAAUUUAACGAGUCUUUUCAUAUUGCAAUUACUGUGUACACAUAUGUUUUGGUUUUGGUGAUCGCAACACCCCUGUACAUCAUAUCGGGGGCAUUGACUGACCCAAUCAGUGCCAAGUAUUACGAAGUUAAUAUCAGCCUACUUGUCAUGAUGGCGGUUACUCUUGCAGCUAUAUUUUAUCCAAAAUUUUUGGCUUUAUGGAGAGAAAAUAAGGCCAAUAGAUCGAUUGAGUCUGAAAUUUUUUCUCCAUCCAUAUCGGAUUUCUUUUGUCCACGCGUGUCUAGAGGGGAUGUUCUGACGGGCGAUAAUACCGAUUCCCGUUCAAUUGCCUCUUCAAGGCUCACCGAAGUUUCCCCCAAGCAUGCUGGCGAAGAUGACAUUGAUUCGAGCAGUGAUGAGGAUAAGAAUACAGAAACUUUGAAUGGAGAUUUUGAGCUUACUUUUAUUUCAUUUGACUUUUGGGACGACUGA
Molecule: messenger RNA, 2334 nt
Organism: Mitosporidium daphniae
Lineage: Eukaryota; Fungi; Microsporidia
Product: gamma-aminobutyric acid type B receptor
Exons: 3
Coding region: 1-2334 (777 amino acids)
Biological process (GO): G protein-coupled receptor signaling pathway
Cellular component (GO): membrane
Molecular function (GO): adenylate cyclase inhibiting G protein-coupled glutamate receptor activity
Source: RefSeq, a predicted model, not a curated record